This is a messenger RNA of Symbiodinium sp. CCMP2592, 1413 nucleotides long. NCBI's taxonomy places the organism in Eukaryota, Dinophyceae, Suessiales, Symbiodiniaceae. The record is from the annotation of a GenBank genome assembly.
AUGGCGCGGCCUGGCCGAAAGCCUGGUCAGACGCCCGUGCAGGUAAUCUGCAGUCUCUUGCGUGCAGAGUCGGCAGCGCCGCCUCCUCCACCGCCACCAGCGACCUCGGAGGUCAGCCCUGUGGACGAUGGCUACGUUGGUCGGGAAAUGCCCGCCCCGCCCCCACCGGCUUCACAGGAUACCUCGCAGACGCAGCGCGUGAGGACGCUGGUCCAGGAGGUGGAACGACUGCAGGCGCGGAUUACCGAGCUCGAGGAGGAGAAGGCUUCCUCUCCUUCGCCCAUGUUGGCCAAGACCACAGGCGGCGUAGGGGCCUCGAAGCCCUCCUGGCUGGCAGACUCGGGCCGGAACUCCUUGGCAGCAACGCUCCCGUCGCGGCGGGGCUUGGGAGGAAUAGAAGACGACGAGGAUGCCGGUCUCAAGAACCAGCUCAAGGAGGAGCAGCGCAGAUGCAAGCGCUUGGAGCAGCAAGUGCAGCGCCUCACAGAUCGUCUUUCCGAGCAAGGCAGCGCGGGAGGGGUCGGCUCCCUGCCCCACUUCGAGAUGCUGGAGGUCCAGUUGGGUGAGAUUCUGAACCAGGGGGGCUUCAGUGUGGUGCACAAAGGCACCUGGCAUGGCACAAAGGUGGCCGUAAAAAAGCUCUUCGAUCCAAACAUUUCUGCGGAGCUUCUCGCCGAGUUCGACAACGAAGUGCAGAAGCUCGAACUCUUGAGGCACCCGAACAUCCUGAUGGCGUUAGCUGUACAUCGCAAGCCACCAGCACUGUCCCUAAUCAUGGAGAUGGUGGAUGGUGGAUCGUACUACCAACUCCUACAUGCGCCCCAUCAGUUCAAUUCCGCCACGGGCCCGGUGCGCUCCCUCACCUUCAAAGAGAACAUGAGCAUCCUCGAUGCGACGGCCACAGCGAUGGCUUUCCUGCAUGCUCGGGGCAUUGCGCAUCGAGACAUUAAGUCUCACAAUGUGCUCCUCUCCCCGCACCUCGAGGUGAAGCUCUGCGACUUCGGCCUUGCAAAACUGAAGUCGGAGCUGAUGACUGGAAGCAUGCAGUUUGCGGGCACGCCGAACUACAUGGCUCCCGAAGUCUUUCGCAAUGCCAAAUACACGGAGAGCGUGGACGUCUUUGCCUUCGGCACACUUCUUUGGGAGGCGAUGGCCAAUGACAUCCCCUUUGCGAACCUCGAUCCGGCAGAUAUCCGGGAGCGCGUCCUUGAAGGCCAAAUGCUGGAAAUGCCCUCUUUGGCACCCCGAGAAGUGCAACAGCUGAUUCGCAGCUGUUGGACCCUGGACUACAAGGUGCGCCCAACCAUGCCAGAAGUGCUUCAGUCGCUGCGGUCUUGCCGUGAUGCAGACAAGGCUCCCAGGCGGCCGGUAACGGCACAUGGCGUGCGGCCUGGGGCAGGAAGACUGGACUAA